This is a messenger RNA of Phytophthora sojae, 444 nucleotides long. RefSeq lists its product as hypothetical. The transcript is spliced from 5 exons. The record is from RefSeq and is a predicted model, not a curated record. NCBI's taxonomy places the organism in Eukaryota, Oomycota, Peronosporomycetes, Peronosporales, Peronosporaceae. The annotation marks the transcript as partial.
CCACAUCCGCUGAGCCACCCCACGCAGCCUGCAACCGUGCAGGAGGCCUCGGUCCCGAUUCUCGCCUUGCCCACCAGCAGCCCACCACCACCUGCAACCGUGCAGAAGGCCUCGGUCCCGAUUCUCGCCUUGCCCACCAGCAGCCCACCACCACCACAUCCGCUGAGCCACCCCACGCGGCCUGCAACCGUGCAGAAGGCCUCGGUCCCGAUUCUCGCCUUGCCCACCAGCAGCCCACCACCUCCUGCAACCGUGCAGAAGGCCUCGGUCCCGAUUCUCGCCUUGCCCACCAGCAGCCCACCACCUCCACAUCCGCUGAGCCACCCCACGCAGCCUGCAACCGUGCAGAAGGCCUCGGUCCCGAUUCUCGCCUUGCCCACCAGCAGCCCACCACCUGUGGCUACACGGCCCCUAGCGAUGGCGCCAUUGGCUCGUUCGUGGUAA